ACAAAACCGUUUCUCAUUGGUUGUAGUAACCCAAUAGGUAUUCAAAAAACAAAUUUUAGUCGGCUAACCGCGAUUUAAAAUGUCUAACGAAAAAGCAGCCUCAAAGGCAUUUAAAUUUCACGAUUACCAAGCCCGAUUAGCAUCUUUUAAAAACUGGGCAUUUGAUGACAUAGAGGAUUCUAUAUGUACAUCAGUAAAGUUGGCCGAAGCUGGUUUUUUCAGACCUUACCCUAGAAAACGGCCAGACCUUGCAGAAUGUUAUAUUUGCCUAAAACCACUAGAGGGUUGGGAAGAGCAAGACGAUCCGUGGACUGAACACAAAUCUCAUAUGCCAACGUGCCCCCUAUCUAAACUAAGAGAUAAAGGAAUCGAUGUAAACAAUUUAACAGUUGAACAGAGAAUCAAAUUAGAAUUAGAACGAGGAAAAUUUCUACUUCAUAGGGAUUAUCAAGAUAUAAAGAAAGAAUUUGAAGAUCGAAUACCGGAAGUAAGAAGCAAACUAAUGAGGUUGACUUGA
Dimorphilus gyrociliatus is the source of this 517-nucleotide messenger RNA. The record is from the annotation of a GenBank genome assembly. Lineage: Eukaryota; Metazoa; Annelida; Polychaeta; Dinophilidae.